Camponotus floridanus (Florida carpenter ant) is the source of this 717-nucleotide messenger RNA. Its product is annotated as zinc finger MYM-type protein 5-like. The coding region runs from base 1 to 717 and encodes 238 amino acids. The record is from RefSeq and is a predicted model, not a curated record. The transcript has a single exon. NCBI's taxonomy places the organism in Eukaryota, Metazoa, Arthropoda, Insecta, Hymenoptera, Formicidae.
AUGAAGAAAGAGCGCGAAAAUGAGGUCUUAUCUAAAAUGCGCAAAUUAGAUUCAUUUGUUUCACCUGGAAAUGAUUCUAAAGUUACAAAUAGUAGUAAUGAUGAAUACGUUGAAUCUAGUAAAAACGUUAUGACAAUAGUUAAUAUUGAAAAAACUGAUAUUCUAGUUGCAAGCACAUCAGAGACUACCACUACUUCCGAGAACGAUUGCAUGGACGUGAAUAAAUCACACGAAAUUACGGAUAAUAAUGAAUCGCGUAAUUCAGAAAACGAUUGCAUAGACGUGGAUAUAUCACAUGAAAUUACAGAUAAUUAUGAAUCGCAUAAUUCAGAAAUUCAAAACAAAGAAGUAUUUCCGAUAAUUAGUAAUGAUCCAGCAAAGUGGAUAUUGAAUGAUUUUACAAUUGAAUACUUAUCCACACAUAAUAUUCAACAAAAUAUAAAUGUCGAUUUUGAUUUUGGGAAUUCUAAAAGAUAUUAUGGUAAUACAAGUCGUACUUUAACAAAAAAUGUUUUUGAGCGGCGUCUUCUAAAUGGUGAGAUAAUGCCUAGAAAAUAUCUUAUAUAUUCAGAAAGCAAGGGAGCUGUGUUCUGUGCCCCGUGUAGACUAUUUGGAGGAACCUCCAGUCUGGCAACGAAUGGUUACGAUGACUGGAAAAAUGUCGAAUACGCGAACAUGAAAAUUCAACUGAGCACAAAACAUGUGAACUUAAAAUGA